AUGUAUGUAUGUUUCGAUGAAAAACUUUGGUUUUUAUGUAACCAAAUUAACCCCGGACGCUAUCAAAUAGUGUUCACCGGGGGUUUUAGAUCAGCAACAGCUUUGAAGAAGAUUCGUUUAACGUUAGUACCCUCUAUAAAUUCAUUCAAAUUUGGAAGACGGUGUUUUUCUUGGAAAAACAAAUUGGAAGACCUGGAUCUGGCGACGAAGACCCAGGGUGAACUUCCGCAACUAGACGACAAAAUUUCUGAGCUACCAAAUACACCAAGCCCGUCUUCAUCGAUUAUCGCACCACCACGGCAACAGCCACGGUCAGGUAGCAGGCAACCAACAACUUUUUCGGAAUGGCAACUACUUGCUGUACUUCAUCGGGCCAAUUUAUUGCAGUAUUACGACGAAUUUAUUGCUCAAGGCGGAGAUGAUAUCAAUCAGUUUAUGACAUGCGACGAACAUGAAUUCCUGGAAAUAAUGUCAGUGGUCGGAAUGGCCUCAAAGCCGCUUCACGUUCGACGGUUUCAACGAACGCUCACUGAAUUCAGUAAAGAUCCGGAUGCUUUCAAUCUGGUUGCCAUCCAGCAAAUCGGUUUGCCACCAGCUGCAAGCUAUGGAUACAUCCCACCAACAUCAUCAGCUACUCCAACUGCCGCUUUACAAUUUCUCUUAUCAUCACAAAAUCUUGCUGCUGCAAGUUUAGCUGUUGCUGCUUGUUUGCCAUGCACUAGUCCGUCCAUUACUCACGAUCAAAGCUCGCCGCGGUCACUCUUACAGCCAUUGGUAUCAAGUCAGUGUGGUGUUUAUUCAGAUUAUUUGCGUAAUUUGAUAAUUAUUGCGAACUCGUUUGGCACAUCAGAAUCGCUGCAUGAAUUAUUCAAUGCUGCAACGGUAGCAGCAGUAGCUGGGGUGGGAACUUCAGGGACAACAUCCACCACAACAACUAUUGGUGCUACGGCAAAUGUGAUGGCCGGUGAUUUCCUAACAAGUUUGGUAGCUGGUAUACCGCAAUCUAGUGGCAGUUGUAGCAGUGGUAGCGGUGUUGCAUCUAAUUCCAUGCAAGUAUUGGAAUCAGCAACAUCAUCCAAGAUGGCAUCUUCAUCUACAGAACAUGCAUCCACAACAUCAAGCCUAAUUCAGCUUUCUGUCGGUUCUCCAACAAAUAGUAAUGAAGCAACUUGUGAUUUCGAUCAGUUAGGAGUGGGAACAAGCACAACAUCAGAAACACCAGUGCUCACAGAAGCUCAAAUUUCAAGGCUUGCUCAAUGUUCUCAUCGUCUUAUCGAACAAAUGCCACAACUUGAACCUAAAUUAAUACAGAAUAAAAAGAAAAUUAGUCGAGAAUUAUUGGAUGUGAUGCAAUUACCGUUUGGUUCACCGCAACGUUUGCAAGAAUAUCGGAGAUAUUCGGCAAUUUAUGGUCGCUUUGAUGCGAAACGUAAACCCGAUAAACCGUUAACUUUGCAUGAGGUUUCAGUUAAUGAAGCAGCUGCACAGUUAUGCCUUCGGCAACCUGCACUUCUAACUAGGCGUGACGAAUUAUUUCCACUUGCUCGACAGGUAGUAAAAGAUGCGGGUUAUAACUAUGUCAAAGGAAUGAAGAAAGGUGAAGCAGAUAUUAAAAAGCAACGUUCGCUAGUUGUAAUGGAUACAUUUUAUCCAAGCGAACCAUCACAAUCUCCACAAAGUUCAGCUGGAAGUCCAGGAGUAGAUGAAAGUACUGUUGAUUCUGGAAAUGAAUUAACUGCUGCAUCAUCAUCAUCUUCAUUGGUAGCAAUGAUUGGUAAAUGUGAUGAUACCGUAUCAAUCAUUACAUCCAAUCGGAAAAAACGUCGUCGAGAAUCGUCACAAGAACAGGAACAAUUGGAAUUAUUAUCAAAUGUGGUACCUCUUGUAAAUCCGGAAAAGCAGCAAAGAUUAAUCGUUAAACGACAUGCUGCUUCUAUUGAGAAACAAUGCAAUACAUCCGGCGCUACUAAUGAUGAUACGUAG
This is a messenger RNA of Cercopithifilaria johnstoni, 1983 nucleotides long. Lineage: Eukaryota; Metazoa; Nematoda; Chromadorea; Rhabditida; Onchocercidae. The record is from the annotation of a GenBank genome assembly.